Dermacentor silvarum is the source of this 2199-nucleotide messenger RNA. RefSeq names its product neprilysin-1-like. Lineage: Eukaryota; Metazoa; Arthropoda; Arachnida; Ixodida; Ixodidae. The record is from RefSeq and is a predicted model, not a curated record. Gene Ontology annotation, biological process: protein processing. Gene Ontology annotation, molecular function: metalloendopeptidase activity. The coding region runs from base 1 to 2199 and encodes 732 amino acids. Gene Ontology annotation, cellular component: plasma membrane. The transcript is spliced from 3 exons.
AUGUCCCACUGCGCCGACAUCACCCCGGACGACCGAGGGGUGGCCGAAGCCCGGCACUCCGCGCGUUCGGAAGAGCUGUCGGGCUCGGCGUCGCCGCAGGAUCCCAGAUGCACGACUGUCCAGACCCGGUCGCGGACGCAGAUCCUGGUGGCUCGCUCGCCCAGCCGCCUGCCGUACCUGGCCGUGUGCAGCGUGGGCCUCCUAAUGGUCGCCGUCGGCGUCGCCGUGACCACCUACAAGCUACACGCAGGCGAUGCAAUCAUGGACCUCUUCAACCGCUCCAUGGAGCUGCUUCGACGCGGAGGCAACGGAUCGGCGAGCGGUGGCGGCGACGGGAACAUCCUAGCCGGAGCGGAUGCGAGCUACCUGACCAAACAUGAAAGAAAAGUCCUCGGCACCAAAUCCACCUGCAAGAGUGACGUCUGCCUGUGGGCCGAAGGCUACCUGCACGGUCGGCUCAACUCGACUGUCAACCCAUGCACCGACUUCUAUGCGCACGUGUGCUCACGGCAUUGGAUGGCGCUCGACUUGGAGGUCCAGUCGAGGGCGUACAUGGAACGGGCCGCCGGUAUGAUGAUGGCCGACAUCGAGAAGUUCUUCCGGGAAUACCUGAAAGAAAACGAAGAGCGCUACCACAAGUACCCGGGUGUGUUCCUGCACCAAGCCAUCUCGCUGCUGCCAAAGUGUGAAUCCGAAGAAAAGAAUGACAAGAACUUCACGUCGUUGCGAAGCCUCCUCGCAGAGUACAACCUGGGCAGCUGGCCCUACAUGAAAGCGCCCCGUGGUGCGAACAUCGUCACCGUCUCUGCUUACGUGGACCGCGACCUCGGUGUCUUCCCAUUUGCCAGAGUAUUCCUCCGGAGGCCAUUCGAAGACGAUCGAGGCUACACCGUCCACAUCGACGCACCGAGCCUAACACUGAGGAGGUACAAUCUAGCGUACCUCGACGAAACGCCAGAUAACUUCACUCGGAAGGUAGCCACUGCGUUGUCGCUCUUCGACGAAAAGCAAAACAUCUCUGAACAGGUAGAAGCCAUUGUCCACCUUGAGAAGAGACUCCACACCAUUAUGGGUGCUCCGCACUUCAUUGAGUUCCAGGACAGGAUCAGGCGCGUGGGGCAGCUCGACCACACAGGAAAGUGGGAUUGGAAAGGGUACCUCACUAUCCUAUUUCAGGACAUAGAAACAUUGCAAAAUGACAAACCAGUUGCUCUCAUGAAUCAUGAGUACAUCAGCAAGCUCUCUGCCGUCAUCAACGAGACAGACACAGUAACCCUUCUGAACUACGUUGGCUACCGUCUCGUGGUGCAUCUAUCUCCACUGCUUGCCAAGGCCGCAAGUCCUCUGCUGCGUUUGAGCCACGACGACUACCUGGAGUUUGUCCCAGACCGGCGUCAAGCAUCACUGGACGACAUCAACACCAUCGCCAACUACUACAACUUCAAUGCUCCGCCGCUCGACCCAAGCCACUUGAUCGGGAGCUUCCGGGAACUGCAGGCAAGUACCAUGAACACCUACUGGGAGACAAAGCCUCCGAAUGACGACCUCGAUGCGAGGUACGAUCACACAGCCCUUUCACCAGGACACGAGUACUUCUUCGGCCGUAACGUGCUCUUCAUACCGCACGCAAACAUUGCCUUCCUCAACGACAUCACCAAAAGCAUCGACCCGAUUCUCUUCCCUCUUGUCCUGGCCGAAAUCUUCCGAGGCAUGUUUGGAGCCGUGGACAGGCGCGGGGCAACCGUAGACCACAACCUCGCAGUGGCCACUUGGUGGAACGCCGACGAGAUUAGCAAGUUCUCGCAGCUCGAGCUCUGCUUCCAGGACCAGUAUUACGUCGAGAUACGAGACCUCAUCGGGGACAACUUUGAGGCAAGGCUAAAGCUGGAAGAAAACAUCGCGGACAACGCCAUCAUCGGCCCACUGCAUGACAUGUACAUGAAGAUUCUGAUGUCUCAAGACGGGGCCGACAAGCUCAAGAUCACGGUAGACGAUCGGCAGCUGGACAUGGAACAACUGUUCUUCGUCCUCUAUGCCGUGGGACUGUGCGACAAUCCGAACCGUGAUACCUGGAUACGGAAACUCAAGUUCGGGGACAUUCCCGGUCGGCUCCGAGUCAAUAUUCCGCUCAUGAACUUCGCGAAGUUUUCAGCUGCCUUCGGUUGUGCGGCGAGCAUGCCCAUGAACCCAACGCGGUAG